AUGAAAACAGUAUAUAAAGCAAUUGAUGAGAUACUUGGACUUCAAGUAGCAUGGAGCCAGGUCAGACUCAACGAGGCACUUCGCAAACCAGAGGACUUGGAGCGGCUUUAUUUAGAGAUUCUACACCUCUUGGAUGAUGUUGACAACAAGACCUUCAAUUUCAUUACAGAGAUGUUUACUUCAGGGACACUGAUAGAGAAGAAAUACAAGCACAUAGGCCUACAAGCAAUAAAGAGUUGGACUUGCCAAAUCUUACAGGGUCUUGACCUCAAAUGUGGUAACAUUUUUGUUAAUGGCCAUCUUGGACAAGUGAAAAUUGGUGACCUGGGUCUAGCAGCAAUUCUCCAUGGUUCUGAACCUGCUCACAGUGUUAUAGGCACCCAAGAGUUCAUGGCACCAGAAUUCUAUAAAGAAGAAUACAAUCAACUUGUUGAUGUGUACUCAUUUGGCAUGUGUGUUCUGGAAAUGCUUACAUCUGGUUAUCCAUAUAGUGAAUGUGCUAACCCUGCACAGAUAUACAAGAAAGUGACAUCGAAGCACAAAUGUUUAUUGGCAAAAUGUCUAAUGACUGCAGCAAAGAGACCAUCAGCAAAAGAAUUGUUUAGUCAUCCAUUUCUUUUGUCUGAUGAUGCAUCGUCCAUGACAAAGAUUGGAAUUCAGAAACCCUUUUUAAAUUACAAUGAAAUGGAAAAGCUUCAAUUGAAUGAUGAUUCACCUAGGACUGAAAUGUCAAUAACUGGGAAGCUAAAUCCAGAACAUCACAGUUUCUUUCUAAAAGUGCAAAUUUCCGACAAGGAUGGUUCUUGUAGGAAUGUAUAUUUGCCCUUUGGCAUAUACAAUGACACUCUAAUUGAUGAUGCAAUGGAGAUGGUGAAGGAAUUGGAGAUCACAGAUUUGAAGUCUUCUGAUAUUGCAAAUAUGAUUGAAGGAGAGAUCCAUACAUUCAAUUAUCACGAUGACAACCACAACGAAUGUCCUCGUCAUCAUUUCCACUCUGCCUCUUCUCGUUCAUCAUCCCAAGGAUCAAUAUCAGGCUCAGUCAGUAGAGCUGAUGGUUUAUUGAAUGAAGAUUAUUGGCUCCAUGGUAAUUCAAUAUGCUCUUGUACAGUGGAUGAUGACCAAAAGGAACACAAUAAGGCUUCUAUGAGAAAAGAUAAAUAUCCCUGCAAAGUUUUUGCAGGACCACUAGCAUCUUCUACUAGAAAAAAUAAGAGGAUGAUAGACAAUCAUAGACUAACAAGGAACUGGUUAUUGGUUGAUAUAAGGAGUCAGCUACUACACAGAUCAUUGGUUGAGGAGGUGAGCAAAAGAAAGUUAUUCAAGACAGUUGGAGUUGUGGAAAAUAUUGGAUUUAUGACACCUUAUUAG
Glycine soja is the source of this 1368-nucleotide messenger RNA. RefSeq names its product probable serine/threonine-protein kinase WNK4. Lineage: Eukaryota; Viridiplantae; Streptophyta; Magnoliopsida; Fabales; Fabaceae. The record is from RefSeq and is a predicted model, not a curated record. Gene Ontology annotation, molecular function: protein serine/threonine kinase activity; ATP binding. Gene Ontology annotation, cellular component: cytoplasm. Gene Ontology annotation, biological process: protein phosphorylation; intracellular signal transduction. The coding region runs from base 1 to 1368 and encodes 455 amino acids. The transcript is spliced from 10 exons.